Messenger RNA from Vicia villosa (hairy vetch), 3479 nucleotides. RefSeq names its product G-type lectin S-receptor-like serine/threonine-protein kinase CES101. The transcript has 8 exons. The record is from RefSeq and is a predicted model, not a curated record. Gene Ontology annotation, biological process: protein phosphorylation. NCBI's taxonomy places the organism in Eukaryota, Viridiplantae, Streptophyta, Magnoliopsida, Fabales, Fabaceae. The coding region runs from base 206 to 2641 and encodes 811 amino acids. Gene Ontology annotation, molecular function: ATP binding; protein serine/threonine kinase activity.
UUUUUUUCAUAGUUUAUCCUUCAAUUAUUGUAUCAGAGUAAUCAUUUUCCUUUCCUUUAAAUAAAGUGGUAACAAAAAGUACUUUAGUGCAACACUUCGUAGUGGAAAAAUAAUUGAAGAUAGAGUUGACUUAGAUUAAUCGUGUAAAAUACCAGCUUUGAUAAGGCCUGAAUCACUUGUAUCAAGUUUCCUAUCCAAAGCUGAAAUGAUUAUUCUCCUACAUGUUUGGUUUAAAACAAAGAAACAAGUUGUGUUGAUAUACUACUUAUGGGUAUGGUGGAGUACUAGUUUUUGUGUUAAAGCAAGAAAUGAUAGUUUGAAGGCAGGUGAAAGAUUGGAUGCCAACUCCGCUCUAUGCUCUAAGCAAGGCAGGUAUUGUCUAUCAUUCGGUGAAAUAUUUCAUGGAAAAUUAGAUAACGGAGAUAAUUACAAUUACUUGAUUAUUGUAAAUAUGGCUAAUUUCAAUUAUGGAUCAGUAAUAUGGAUAUAUGAUAGUAACCAACCAAUUGAUAUCAGUUCAGCGGUUUUAUCUCUAAACUACUCUGGUGUGCUCAAAAUUGAAUUUCAACAUAGAAAAGAAAUAAUCAUUUACUCUUCAUCCCAACCUAUAAACAAUACUUUGGCUACUAUGCUAGACACAGGUAACUUUGUACUCGAACAACUUCACCCCAAUGGAAUAAAGAGUUUACUGUGGCAAAGUUUUGAUUUUCCUUCAGCCGUUUUGGUCCCAACAAUGAAGUUAGGUGUUAACCGAAAAACUGGACAUAAUUGGUCAUUAGUUUCUUGGUUGACUAAUUCGCGACCAUCUUCUGGUGGAUUUAGUCUCGAAUGGGAACCAAAAGAAAGGGAAUUGAACAUUAAGAGACGCGGGAUAGUGUAUUGGAAAAGCGGAAAACUUGCAAAUAAUGGAUUGUUCGACAACAUUCCAGCAAAUGUUCAACAAAAUUAUCAAUACGUUAUCAUCUCUAACAAGGAUGAAGAUUCUUUUAGUUUUGAAAUUAAAAACCAGAAUUAUAAGAUGUCCCCAGAGUGGUAUCUAUCCUCUUCGGGCAGCCUCAUGAAUUUGGAAAGAGAGUUGGGUAAUGCAGAUAUUUGUUAUGGAUAUAAUAGUGAUAGAGGAUGCCAAAAAUGGGAGGAUAUACCAACUUGCAGGAUGCCUGGUGAGGUGUUUGAGAGAAAGAUGGGCAGACCCAACACUUACUAUGCUAACUUCCUAGACAAUGUGAGUUAUGGUUACAGUGAUUGCAAGUUGAGUUGUUGGAGAAAUUGUAGUUGCAAUGGAUUCCAAGAAUAUUAUGGUAAUGGAACUGGAUGUAUAUUUUAUUCAUGGAAUUCUACACAAGAUGUUGAUUGGGAGGCUGACUUUAAAUUUUACAAAUUGAAAAAGCCAGUAAAGUCAGACCCAAAUCACCAUGUCAAUGCAGGUAAAAGAAGGAGGAUAUGGAUAAGUGCAGCAAUAGCAACUGCUUUACUCAUAAUAUGCUCACUCGUUCUAUGCAUAACAAUAAAGAAACACAAAUAUGGACUUAAAGAGAAGAAAGUUAUAGAAAAGGAGACUGAGAUGCAAGAGUUGGCCGCUUCCAAUGAAUUAUAUAGUAUUAAAGAUCUUAAAGAUGACUUCAAGGAACAUGAUAUAAAAGUUUUUAGCUAUGCAUCAAUUUUGGAAGCAACCAUGGACUUUUCUCCCGAAAACAAGUUAGGACAGGGAGGCUAUGGACCCGUUUAUGAGGGAAUCUUGGCAACCGGGCAAAAAGUUGCUGUAAAAAGACUUUCAAAAACAUCUGGACAAGGAAUUAUUGAAUUCAAAAAUGAAUUGGUACUGAUAUGCGAACUUCAACACACAAAUCUUGUGCAACUACUUGGUUGUUGUAUUCAUGAAGAAGAAAGGAUUCUCAUCUACGAAUAUAUGCCAAACAAAAGCUUGGAUUUCUAUCUAUUCGAUUCUACAAAAAGAAAACUACUCGAUUGGAAGAAGCGCUUCAACAUUAUAGAAGGAAUUUCUCAGGCAUUACUCUAUCUUCAUAAAUAUUCAAGACUAAAAAUUAUUCAUAGAGACUUGAAAGCGAGCAACAUACUUCUUGAUGAGAAUAUGAAUCCAAAAAUUUCUGAUUUUGGCAUGGCAAGAAUGUUCACACAACAGGAAUCCACAGUAAAUACCAACAGGAUUGUCGGCACAUAUGGAUAUAUGUCUCCAGAAUACGCUAUGGAAGGAAUUUGUUCUACAAAGUCUGAUGUUUAUAGCUUUGGAGUGUUGCUGCUUGAAAUUGUUUGUGGAAGAAAAAACAACAGCUUCUAUGACGAUGAUCAUCCAAUAAAUCUAAUAGGACAUGCAUGGGAGCUAUGGAAUGAUGGUGAGUAUAUGCAGCUAAUGGAUCCAUCAUUAAAUGAUUCCUUUGUUCCCGAUGAAGUGAAAAGAUGCAUUCAUGUUGGUCUCUUAUGUGUAGAACAAUAUGCAAAUGAUCGACCUACAAUGUCUGAUGUUAUAUCAAUGUUGACAAACAAAUAUGAACAUGUUACUUUACCGACAAGACCAGCAUUCUAUGUUAGAAGAGAUAUAUCCCCAGAGAAAACAACUUCAAAAGUUCUGGACACUGAGACCUAUUCUACGUCCAUAAUUUCCUCAGAAGUAAAAAGGAAAUAAGUAAGUUUAUUUAGUAUACAUUUAAAAUUUUUGAGUACUAUGAAAACUACAUAACUUUCCUUUCUAAAAUCUUAGUCAACUCCAAAUUUAUGUAAAUAGCAUUUAUUAUAUAUUUGUUGUCUUUUUUCCCUUACAAUUUUGUGUAAUUAGCAUCUACUAUAUAUUUGUUGUCUCUUUUCCUUUUCAAUUUUAUGGGUAGAUAUAACAAAUAUUGACAUGUGGGAAGUAAUUUAUAAUGAAGUGAUCAUUAGUGAAUUGGCUCUAAUGUGAUUUUUCUUUGGAGUAUUUCUAAAAAAAAAUUUAGAUUUUUUGUUUGUUAAAACAUUGCUUUAGAGUUUAUCAUAUGUUUCAAUAGUGUUAGAUUUGUAUCAUAGUCAAUAUCUUUGAAUAUCUAUUAUUACAUUUUAACCAGGGCUAAUAUUAACAUUAUUACAUCUUAACAAGGGUUGGCCCGAUGAAACUGUUUGUCAAAUUUGUUUUUAUUCAGAGCACACAUCAAAUAACAAAUAGGAUCAAUAUCUUAAUCAUAUUUACACAAAAUUUUGUUAUCUUCAAAACAUCUAAACUAUUUUUCUACAACAUGACAGUACAUUCUUGGCAGCAAUUUGACAAUGCCACUCCUAAGCCCUCGAAUUCGCGAAUAUGGCUGUAGUUAAGAUGAGAGAACUAAGAUAUAAUUUAUGCUCAGAAGGGUUUAUUUCUUGAUUUUGAACAAAUUAUUUCGAAUAAUGAACUUCUCAAACUAUUCUUUGAAUUUAGAAAAGUGAGGAAGAUAAGAUCAUUUGAUUUUAGAACUAAUAAAUCUCAUUAGAAUAUAAUUUGUUUAGAGUAAUUGCAU